Molecule: messenger RNA, 859 nt
Organism: Phalacrocorax carbo (great cormorant)
Lineage: Eukaryota; Metazoa; Chordata; Aves; Suliformes; Phalacrocoracidae
Source: RefSeq, a predicted model, not a curated record
CCCGCGGCCCAGCCGGGGCCGUGACCGUGACCCGCCGCCGGCCGAGGGAGCGGCUCCGGCAGGAAGGCAGCGGAGCGGCCCGGUCACCCAGCCGCAGCCAUGAGCUCGGCCCGGGAGUCCCAGGGCCACCACGGCCUCAAGCGAGCGGCCUCCCCCGAUGGCUCCGGCAGCUGGGAGGCGGCGGACCUCGGCAACGAGGAGCGGAAGCAGAAGUUCCUGCGGCUGAUGGGCGCUGGGAAGAAAGAACAUACUGGCCGCCUUGUUAUCGGAGACCACAGAUCAACCUCUCACUUCAGGACAGGGGAAGAAGACAAGAAAAUGAAUGAAGAACUGGAGUCUCAGUACCAACAGAGCAUGGACAGCACGAUGUCUGGACGAAACCGGCGCCAUUGCGGCCUUGGUUUCAGUGAGUUUCAGGAAGGAGAAGAACAAGAAGAGGCAGCUGGACACUCCUCUGAAGAGAGUUCAGAGGACUCUGAAAGUGGCUCUGAGUCAGAGCAAGAGGAGUCUGCAGAGGAGCUACAAGCUGCUGAAAAACAUGAUGAAGCUGAGGUUCCAGAAAACAAAAAAGAAGCAAAAAGCAACUAUAAAAUGAUGUUUGUUAAAGCCAGUGGUUCAUAACUGCAGAUGUAACAGCUUUGUAUUUGAAGUACAGUAAGCCUUAUUGUUACAGUGCAAAGUGGAGGACUGCUACAGCACAAAUCUUUGUAUUAUGAUUUUAAAAAGACCCUGUUAGAUGACAAAAAGUAGUAUCUGCUUUCAGUUGCCAUGGAUAACAUUUUUAUGGGCACAGUGAUAUUACUGGUUUUUGUAAAGUGUAUAAAAUACUGGAUGGAGAAAUAAAUUCUUUUUGUUCCUG